AUGAAAAAGAAUGAGAAGGUCAAUGACUUCUGUGAAAGAUUUGACCAGAUCAUUAGAGAAUAUGAUUCUUGCGGAGAUGGAGAAAAAUUAACUGAGCAAGAGAUUAGAUCAGCUUUUUAUCAAGCUAUAACCCCUGUAACUCCUCAACUAAUGUUCGCAGAUUUUCUUAAGAUAUCUCAGUCAAAAGAGAUGAUGACAUUAAAUGAAAUGAAAUCUUUUAUUCUACAGUUAGAAGCAGAAAAAAAGACCGGAGAUGGAGAUGAUACUGUUAAAGCACAGAUAGCAAAAUUUGACAGCAAGACAAGAUGUUACAGAUGUGCUAAGACUGGACGUAGAAUCGAGGACUGUCCAUUGUCAAAAGACUUGUGGUUUUGCUAUUUUUGCCAGGACAUUAAAAAUCAAAAAGGUGCAGAAUGCAAGGAAGGAAGACUCAAAAGUAAGAUUUUGAAUAAUGAUAAUAUAAAAUCUAGAGGUAAAGUAGAUAGACGAGGUUUUAUUAAAGAUAGAAAUAAUGUGAAUUCUAAGCCAUAUAAUAAUGAUAGACGUUUUAAGAAUUGUAAUAAGAAUAAUCAACAGUCAGCUCAAAAUGCACCUAAACGGGACAGUAGAAGUGCAAAAAGAGUGACUGAUGAAAGACAAGAUGACACCGAUGAAUCAGAAGUAGAUUUACAAAGGAAGGAGGGAGAUUCAGAAAACAUAGAGGUCAAGGAUUCUUCAAUUAGGAAUGAGGAAGAAGUUACAACACCUCCAGAAAUAGAACAACAUCCUGAAAAUCCAGAUGAUGACAUGUUUAAUUGGGAUUCUAGUUUAAUAACUGAAAAUACAAUUAAGUUAGAUGACAUCGAGAGCAUCAAGAAUUUAGAAGAGCUAUUCACAUCAAAUCCAUUAGAGCAAGGGACAACAGAGUCAAGUAAAAUAAAUGAAGCUAUGUUAUGGCAUGUAAGACUUGGUCAUGCUUCAUUAAAUUAUCUCAAGAAGUUACAGAAAGUAUACAGUAAAUUAGAAAAAGUUAGAUUUGAUGAUUCAAUUCUAGAUUGUGAAAUAUGUAUUAUGUCAAAGAUGCAAAAAUUACCAUUUAAAGAAGUUAGAAGACGAGCAUCAAGACCAUUACAAAUAAUACAUACGGACACGAUGGGUCCAAUAAAACAAACUUCACACCCAGGACACAAAAGAUUUAUAAAUGUGUACAUAGAUGAUUACUACAGAUUAGCUAGAGCAUACCCAGUAAAGACUAAAGAUGAAUCAGGAGAAACAUUAGAAAAAUUUCUAAUAUCUACAAGAAAUUUAGUCGGCAAAGAUGAAAAAGUAUGA
Molecule: messenger RNA, 1311 nt
Organism: Cotesia glomerata
Lineage: Eukaryota; Metazoa; Arthropoda; Insecta; Hymenoptera; Braconidae
Exons: 2
Coding region: 1-1311 (436 amino acids)
Molecular function (GO): nucleic acid binding
Source: RefSeq, a predicted model, not a curated record